Molecule: messenger RNA, 1703 nt
Organism: Sinocyclocheilus rhinocerous
Lineage: Eukaryota; Metazoa; Chordata; Actinopteri; Cypriniformes; Cyprinidae
Gene: arf4a
Product: ADP-ribosylation factor 4a
Exons: 6
Coding region: 284-826 (180 amino acids)
Molecular function (GO): GTPase activity; GTP binding
Source: RefSeq, a predicted model, not a curated record
UCAUUUCGACCGCGUUGGAGCAGAAGUGUGACGUGACCCAGCAACAGUUGCGCUCAAACUGCUGGACAAACCUCACUUUCAGCUGGACACAGAGAAGAAAGAGGAGAAGAAGACAGAAGAAAGAGUGAUUCUGACUCUGCUGAUGUGAGCUGGAGUUCGAGCAGGUUGAUAUUUAACGGAGGUUGAUCUGAAAGCUGCUGUGCUAAAGCGCUAGCUCUUAGUUUAACUCCUCGAAUAAGUUUGACUUUUACACCUUUUCUUGUUUUUUUGAGCCGCUUUUAACAUGGGUUUGACCAUUUCAAGCGUCUUUUCUCGCUUGUUUGGGAAAAAGCAGAUGAGAAUUCUCAUGGUUGGUCUGGAUGCAGCAGGGAAAACCACAAUCCUCUACAAACUCAAACUGGGAGAAAUAGUCACAACAAUACCAACUAUAGGUUUUAAUGUCGAGACGGUGGAAUACAAGAACAUUUGCUUCACCGUGUGGGAUGUGGGUGGUCAGGAUAAGAUCAGGCCUCUUUGGAGACACUACUUCCAGAAUACCCAGGGUCUGAUCUUUGUCGUGGACAGUAACGAUCGUGAGCGAGCACAGGAAGCAGCAGAAGAGCUUCAGAAGAUGCUUCAGGAGGAUGAACUGAGAGACGCCAUUCUACUGGUUUUUGCAAAUAAACAAGAUCUACCAAACGCCAUGGCCAUCAGCGAGAUGACAGACAAACUCGGCCUGCAAGCACUCAGGAGCAGAACUUGGUAUGUCCAGGCGACCUGUGCGACUCAAGGGACGGGUUUAUACGAGGGAUUAGACUGGCUUUCCGAGCAGCUCUCCAAACGCUAAACUGCACUUCCUGUCCAAGCAGGAUGUGUGCUGUUCCAAAGGACAUGAUUAGCGGAGUUGAUGCGGCACAGAAGCUGUUCAUGUAUCAUUUUCAGUUGAUCGCUACCAAAAAUCUGCUUGCUGCUGAUGUCAAUCUUCAGCAGUGCAUUUUAACAUUUUGUUCCUUUUUUAGUUCAUUGCACCUUUGACCUCGACUGACAUUUCUCCCAGAUUCAUUCCACUUGAUGUGUGUAGCCUUAUAGUCUUCUGUAGAUCUGACCACAGUAUGAAAAAUACUAGAUUUGUUAAGAAGCUCUUGCAGUACUUCUGGGUUCUUGUUACAGUAAGCAUAAACAUCAAGCAUUGUGUUAAUAACGAUAACUUUUGUGUAUUUAUAAAAAUGCUCUAUUUUUGCUCCCUCAACUUGAUUUAUUCCAUUAUUUUCAUUCCGAACGGCUCAUUCCCAGGCGUUUGCAUGCCAUACAUCCAAGGAAAUGUUCUCAGAGAAGCAUGCAUUUAAUAAAUAAAAGAUUAUUCUUAUAGUAGCACACUUAAGAGACUGGCAAUGCAUUGAUGUAAGCAUUAGUUUUAAUGCUUCUAAAAUGCAUGAGUUUAUAUUGGGAACUAGUCAGAUGUUUGUGUUGUAAAUAAGCAGCCUUUUUAUGUACGUAAUCACAGUUGCCUUAAACGUGCUGUGCUUUACUAUGUGAAUGCACUCGCCCGAUACGCUUUUGAUUUAACAUUUAAGUUGAGAACAAAUCAGUGCAAAUGUUAAAAGACAUAAUCAACUGUUUUUUUCCCCAGCUUUUGAAAAUAUUCAAAUGGACUGGUGCAAGGAGUCGUCUAGCUGUUCCCUUUUUAAAAAAAUGUAUUAAAACAUUAUGAAUAAAGAGUGAAG